Molecule: messenger RNA, 1297 nt
Organism: Punica granatum (pomegranate)
Lineage: Eukaryota; Viridiplantae; Streptophyta; Magnoliopsida; Myrtales; Lythraceae
Source: RefSeq, a predicted model, not a curated record
UUCUUCCCACUAAAUGGUUCCAAGUCCAAGGUCCUCCUCGUCUAACCUUGACAAGAAUGGCAGUCCUUGGGUCCUCCCUUCAAUCAGCACAAGAAUUUCGGGCGGUCUUCACACGCAAAACUUUCUUCUUCUCUCUCUCUCUCUCCCUCCCCCACCCUCUCUCGCACUCUGCUCUUCCACCAACUCUUUUGACUAUUAAAACCGUUGACUCUGUGGACUUCCUUCCUUGCUUGCUUCCUUCCCCUCCUCCUCCUCCUCCUCCUCCUCACGUGAAGCUCCUCACCCCUUUCUUCUUCCCACUCUCCCGGUCCCAGAUACCCUUUUCUUGAUUCAUCUCGGGUUGCUCUCUUUCGCUUCUAGGAUUCUGUACAGGCAUGGUGCUUCUUAAAGGCCGAAGCUUUCGCCUUUUUCUCAUCGUCGUGUUUCUUGGGUUGUCGCUCUGUAUAGUUCCGAUCCGUGGGGAUGAGCGCGAUGUUGAUUGCCUGAGAAGCAUAUGGGAAUCGGUCGAAGACCCUUAUCAUUACUUAAAAAGCACGUGGAAUUUCAGCAACAUUAGCAAAGGCGCCAUCUGCUCUUUCACCGGUGUCGAGUGCUGGCACCCGGACGACAAUAAGGUCCUCAACGUCAAGCUCGGGAACAUGAAACUCAAGGGGUCCUUCCCUCUCGGCCUCGCGAAUUGCACGAGCCUGACAGGGUUGGACCUCUCGAACAACGAUUUCUCGGGACCUCUCCCUUCCAAUAUAUCGAAGAUCGUCGUGUACUUGACUGCCUUGGACCUGUCGUCAAAUAACUUCUCGGGUCAAAUCCCUGCAGACCUCGCGGAAUGCAAAUAUCUGAACGUACUCAAUCUGGACCACAACCAGUUCUCGGGUCAGAUUCCUGCAGAGCUCGGCUUGCUCAACCGGAUAAAGACAUUCAGUGUAGCCAACAAUCUUCUAUCAGGGCCGAUCCCAAAGUUCCAGGCAAAUUUUACGGAAGAAGACUUUGCUAAUAAUCCCGGGCUCUGCGGAGCACCUCUACCUCCUUGUAAUAUAUAAAAGCCGAGCAGUAACGUCGUCAAGCUGCCACAUAACGAAAAUGAGAACUCUUAGCUCCUCAUUCGAAUGACUUUUCUUUUCCGUUACAUGAAUAAUAGCUCAUUUCACCUUUUACGUUCGAUUUAGUGUAUAUCCAUUUAAGUGUCUCUAGUAUUUGUAUAGUGUCAAAGAAAUAAAGAGUUUUCUCGAGAAAUGAGAAGUUAUUGCUACAUGACAGGUUUUUAAAUUAAUGUAAUGAUACAUGUAACAAAUAUUAUGCA